GCGGCAGUUGCCCGUAGCAACAGUUUAUUUACUCCAGUCAGCCGGUUGUUUUGUGAUACUCUCCGUUUGAUUAUAGAACAAGUGUCAGAGGAGAAACAGGUCCAUCAUGGACCACCGUCUCCAGGAGGCCACGGGACCUGAUCCUGCGAACAUGGAUGUGAUGCUGAACCUCUCUGAAGAGUUCAGAGCGAAGUGCAAAACACUGAUGGAGGAAACUAGCAAAGCUUGCAAACGUCUGCAGGAUGAGGACAGUAGGCACCUCAAUCAACGAGUUCGAGAUAUCCAGUUUCUGCAGAAGGAGAUGGAACUGAAACUGGGCGAGAUUAUUCUGGAGGCUGAUGUUCUCGUUGCCUUACAGAGCAGAGUGAUGAAAGCCCUGGAAGUGUGCAAAGAGUCACUGAGGGUCAACAUUCUCUGUCAGGAGGAUAGAAAGAAGCACACCUCCUCUGAGAGGCAGCAGGAUGAAGUCAACAAGGAGCUGCUCAAAGAGAAGAAGGUAACUGAAGAUGUGGCUUCUCUUCUGGAGCGAGUGGCAGAGCAGGUCUCAGAACAGAUUCGACUGAAUCGAUCAACUAAGUACCAUUUAGAACGAGAUCUGAAGGAGAUAUUUGAGGCUCAGAACAUCGACAACCCCUGCGCUUUAAUGACUGUUCAUUCCAACCUAACCCAGGAGAAGCCUAAAGACAAUUGCACUGAACCGCCCAGCGUCACAGUAACUCCAAAGCAGUGGGAGAACAUCUCAGACCUCAACAUAGCCAAGGCGGUGCAGCAGAAGACCAACUCCAUGUCCCUGCGGACCUUGGUAGAGUCUGUUCUGCAGCAGACAGCUGCUGACGUGCAGAAGCAGUUUCAGGCUACAACGGUAGCCUUUCAGCUCUACAUUCACCAGGUCAAGUUCUCCAAGGACCAGAUGGAGGAGAAACUGUCCAAGAUUUUGUCGGAGAUCACCGCCCAGCAAUUAAUCAGACAGGAUCUUCAAGCAUCCAUCACAGAAAAUGAGCAUUUCCUGAGUUUGGCCCAGGCCCGAUGGUCUCAGCGCCAUCAGAGUCCUGGUAAAAAGCAGUUCCAAGAUCCAGCACAGGUUCAGCUUCGCACUGAGAUCCAGCAGCUCACUGCUCAUAUCAAGAAACUGCGUGAGGAGAUGGCCCAGUCCGAAAAGCAGGAGAUAGUGCUGUUCAGCAGCCAACAGAAACUGCAGGAGAGCAUCGACAUCAAAGCAAACUCACURUAUACUGAUGAGGUCCUCUGCAAGCAGCACCGAGAGUCCAUCAUCAUAUUCAACUUCUGAGCAGUCAGCAAAAGGGAAAGGUUUAUGGGACGUGCUGUUCCAAUUAAUUAUAAAAUUUCACUUUCAAAUAUCUGCCAACUUGUUUCUUUUUUCUUAAAAGCCUUAAAACAUUUAAAAUACUGUAGUUUAAUUCAAUAAAUGAGACAAAGCAGA
This is a messenger RNA of Austrofundulus limnaeus, 1441 nucleotides long. It is a transcript of the gene tekt1, whose product is annotated as tektin 1. Gene Ontology annotation, cellular component: microtubule cytoskeleton; nucleus. The record is from RefSeq and is a predicted model, not a curated record. Gene Ontology annotation, biological process: cilium movement involved in cell motility; cilium assembly. The coding region runs from base 107 to 1288 and encodes 393 amino acids. The transcript is spliced from 8 exons. Lineage: Eukaryota; Metazoa; Chordata; Actinopteri; Cyprinodontiformes; Rivulidae.